ACUUACCGCCGAUCAGCUCAGCGAGGACUGGGUUUCUUGAUGACGAAAACACUGCCCGCCAUUUCCGGAAACACCCGAGAGUUGCCGACAGCAGCUCGUCGCAAGAGGUAGGAGCACAGAGUAUUUUUCAGAUCUCAAGUCCUGCACCACGUGAGUCGGCUACACGCCUUACAAGGUGCACCGAGACUGAAGUCCUCAUGGCAGACAUCGAGAACAUCCCAGCGAAUAUCAGCAUGACAUCUGAUGGUCUGGAACUGUUCGUAGAGAAUGCAGAAGAUAGAUGUCAAAUAAUUAAAGAUCUUCGUAAUAUCAGAUGCUGCCCGCGGUGCAUUAUGAGAUUCCUAGGCGCACGUCAACCAUUUGUUUACAGAUGUUCGCCGUGGGAACUCGUUGAGCGACAUUUACAGGUGGAUCUCGACAAAGAUGUUGAGCAAAACUCAGACGAUAAAAUUUGCCCGGGUUGCUUGGGAAUACUUGAAAAUUUUGCGAGCAAAGAGUUUUACGAAAAGGUCCACCUUAAGGUGAUAAGAGAAGAUUUCGAAUGUUCCGAUUUUCAGUUCUCAGUGAUGAUACCGGUAAAUGUCAUUCUCAGACAGCAUGCUCUGUACGUGUUUCUGUUUAACAAGUAUGAAGCAAUGUAUUCUGGAAAGGAAGAAAAGAUUCCGUCAGUUAAGGAUGUAUGGAAGUGGUGUGUCGGUCCUUACUUCAGCCAGCUCUUGGGCGUACCAUUUCAAUCAAGGAGUCCCUUUGAUAUCCUGCUGAACUUUGUUCACGGCUCUUCCGACCGAGAGUGCUCUUUUCUUUUGAACGUUUUUCCAAACACAUUUUGCAAGAGAAAAAACAGAAAGUUUUUUGGCGAGACGUUUACUAGAGCUAAUGUUGCAAAAGCUGUGAGUGACAUGAACUAUUCACAAUUUUCUGAACACUUUCUCUGUCCACCAUUAACUGUGAAUGAACCAUGCACUUGUGACAUCACAGUUACAUACGAUGCUGUAUUUGUGGCUGGCCGAUACAAAAAAUACAGUCGGCAUCUGAGCCAGACACCUUGGACAGUUGAUGGGGAAACAAAGUUAGAAGGUUCAGUGCAAGAACUUCUCAGCCAGAUUGUACUUCAGAAAUUUAAACCUUCUGAUCACAAGUUCUCAGCAUCUGGGAGGGAAGAUGUUGAUGUCCGUAUGCUGGGGCUUGGUCGACCUUUCGUUAUUGAGCUUAUUAACCCUCAUCGGGUCAAGUUUACUCAAGAAGAUAUGACAGAAAUACAGAAAAGUACAAAUGUUCUGACUAAAGAUAUAGCUAUUAGAGAUUUGCAGAUAGUCACAAGAAGUGAUGUUGGAAAUCUGAAAGAAGGAGAAAUUGAUAAGUCAAAGUCUUAUACUGCUGUAUGCUGGUGCAAAAGGCAUCUUUCAGAGGAAGAUCUAGAAAUGAUUUCCAGCACAAAGGACUUGAUUCUUCAACAAAAGACACCAAUAAGGGUUCUGCACAGGCGGACAUUGUCGACACGUGAGAGAGUUGUUUAUAGCAUGAGUGCUGAGGUUCUUGGAGAACAUCUUUUCAGGUUGCAUCUCAGCACUCAGGCUGGUACCUACGUAAAGGAAUUUGUCCAUGGAGACUUUGGACGUACACAUCCCAGUAUGCGAACUCUUCUCAAAGCAGACUGUGACAUUUUAGCACUUGAUGUGGACGCUGUGGAGAUUGACUGGCCGCCUGCAGUUGACCCUGUGCAAGAGGUGGAAACCACAGAAAGUUGAAGUGAUCAUGUACUUAGUGCUUUUUAAAAAGAAUUAUUGUUCUAUAAUAUUUGUAGAUUUAUGUCAUUAUAAUAGAAUGGUAUUGUAGAUAGUUGAUAUGUUGAUUGUGAGAUGCUACAUCAGCUGUGGGGAGCAAAUUUGUGUUAAAGGUCAAGGAUCUUUGAGGGGGUAGAAUGUAUGUGUGGCACUUAGAUGUGCUUCAUUCCGACAUGAAGCUGUCAUAUUUUCCGUAAUGAUUAAAGGUUCAUUUUUUAUUGCUUUAUUUUUUUUAAAACUAUCCCACCUCAGGUCGAGCGGUCCGGUGGCGCAACGGUUAGCGCUGUUAGCGCCUGUCAACAAUACAGUGAAGGUUGGCUGCCCUGAGUUCAU
This is a messenger RNA of Pomacea canaliculata, 2117 nucleotides long. RefSeq names its product putative tRNA pseudouridine synthase Pus10. Bases 198 to 1748 code for a protein of 516 amino acids. Gene Ontology annotation, molecular function: pseudouridine synthase activity; RNA binding. Lineage: Eukaryota; Metazoa; Mollusca; Gastropoda; Architaenioglossa; Ampullariidae. The record is from RefSeq and is a predicted model, not a curated record. The transcript is spliced from 2 exons. Gene Ontology annotation, biological process: tRNA pseudouridine synthesis.